UUAUUCAUACAACAUACAAUAAAUAAAUAACAUAAACUUAAACAUGGCUCAAAAUCUGUGGAUUGCUGUAUUGGCGGUUUUGGUAGUGGCAGUGAAUAGUCACGUUAUCAAAUCGCACAAAAUGGAUCUGUCAAACGGAAUGACAGUUGAAGUGAUCAUUCGCCCUUCGGAGAAAGCUGAUACACCAAAACCAGAGGAGCUGGGGAGUCGGGUGUUCCGCAGGACACACGACGUCGUCGUGCCACCGGUGACACCAACACCGAAAACAGAUGUGAAUGUCGAUAUCGUCAAUCGCUUUGGGAUCAGAAGCGGAACGUGCCCCACUGGAUAUGUGCAAAGAGGCGGAUUUUGUUUUCCCGACUACGACUAAAGUGUUUGUUAGUGAUUUAAAUCUAAGUACAUAGUACGAGCCUAAGAAACAUUUUUUUUGUUUAGACACUGUAUAAUAUCUAAAAGUCUACUUACUAUUGCGACCUAUUAUUUAAGGCAGCAUUUAGAAUAACUUCAAAAACGUUGUAAAGAUUGUUUUAUUAAAUGUCU
Messenger RNA from Ostrinia furnacalis (Asian corn borer), 540 nucleotides. RefSeq lists its product as uncharacterized. NCBI's taxonomy places the organism in Eukaryota, Metazoa, Arthropoda, Insecta, Lepidoptera, Crambidae. The record is from RefSeq and is a predicted model, not a curated record. The transcript has a single exon. Bases 44 to 370 code for a protein of 108 amino acids.